Messenger RNA from Gadus chalcogrammus (walleye pollock), 6985 nucleotides. RefSeq names its product ankyrin repeat and IBR domain-containing protein 1-like. Gene Ontology annotation, biological process: positive regulation of proteasomal ubiquitin-dependent protein catabolic process; ubiquitin-dependent protein catabolic process; protein polyubiquitination. Gene Ontology annotation, molecular function: zinc ion binding; ubiquitin conjugating enzyme binding; ubiquitin protein ligase activity. Gene Ontology annotation, cellular component: ubiquitin ligase complex; cytoplasm. The transcript is spliced from 22 exons. The record is from RefSeq and is a predicted model, not a curated record. Lineage: Eukaryota; Metazoa; Chordata; Actinopteri; Gadiformes; Gadidae.
UGUUGCCAGAUUGGACCAGACACUGGCUGCAAAUUUGGCCCAAUCUGGCAACACUGGCCAAUGGGAUCGCAAACACACCACGGUCCAAACCCCGGAUAAUAGGCUGGAUCACAGAAUGGGAUUUGAUUCAGACACAUGCUCGGACGCGCAACUAGUGAACAAGUAAAACGACAGUUUUACGGGGCAGAGGCCUACAGUUUACCAUGGCACUCUGAACUCUGACCUUUGGUGACCUGGCGAGGAGAAGGAGGUAGGAGGUGGAGGUGGAGGAGGGGGAGGAGAAGGAGGAGGAGGAAGGAGGUCAGUUACCCUGGGAGGAAGGAGGAUAGGAAAGAACCCAGUGUGAGACUGACGUCGGCCACAGCCCUGCUCCUCUAUCCAGUAACCAACGCCCUCCUAGCCUCAAUCCCUCCCCCACACAGAGGCUGACGUUAUGGGCAACACAGCCACCAAGUUCCGCAAGGCCCUGGUGAGCGGAGACGAGGCCCUGGCCUGGCAGCUCUACGAGGGGAACCCCCAGUUCAGGGAGGGCCUGGACCCCAACGCCUCGUACGGGGAGCCAUACCAGCACAACACCCCGCUGCACUACGUCUGUCGCCACGCCAUGACGCGGCUCCUCAGGUCCUUCCUGUUCAGCAAGGAGGGGAACCCCAACAAGCGCAACCUGCACAAUGAGACCUGCCUCCACGUGCUGUGCCAGGGCCCGCAGAUCCUGCUGCUGCCAGAGGGGGCGCUCUCCCCGCGCCUUGCCCGGCCCCAGAGGGACGAGCAGCGACGGGCCGACAGCCUGCAGAUGAUCCUGAGCUGGACGGGGGCCAGGCUAGGCAGGGGCCAGUAUGAGAGGGCCAAUGUCAACGCAACCGACAACCACCACAGCACCUGCCUCCACUACGCGGCGGCGGCGGGCAUGAAGAGCUGUGUGGAGCUGCUGGUGCAGAACCAGGCGGAUCUGUUCGUGGAGGACGAGGAGCGCCUGACGCCGUGUGACCACGCCGAGCGCCAGCAGCACACGGAGCUGGCCCUCAGCCUUGAGUCCCAGAUGGUCUUCUCCUCCUCCUCCUCCUCGGCCCAGGAGGCGCACGCCGACUCCUGCCUGAUCCCCAGAAAGGAGCCCUACGAGGGUCUGAAGCUGCAGGACCUGCGGCGGCUGAAAGACAUGCUGAUCGUGGAGACGGCGGACAUGUUGCAGGCUCCCCUCUUCACAGCAGAGGCGCUGCUCCGAGCACACGACUGGGACCGGGAGAAGCUUCUGGAGGCGUGGAUGUCGGACGGGGAGGGCUGCUGCCAGCGGUCGGGCGUGGCCAUGCCCACGCCACCGCCCAGCGGCUACAACGCCUGGGACACCCUGCCCUCCCCCCGCACGCCCAGGACCCCCCGCUCCCCCCUCACCCUCACCCUCACCUCACCCACAGACAGCUGCCUCACCCCGGGGGAGGAGGCCAUGGCCACGUGUGGGAUCUGCCUGUGCUCCAUCUCCGUGUUCGAGGACCCCGUGGACAUGUCCUGUGGCCACGAGUUCUGCCGGGCCUGCUGGGAAGAGUUUCUGAACAUUAAGAUCCAGGAGGGGGACCACAACAUCCUGUGUCCAGCGUUCGGCUGCUACCAGCUGGUUCCUGUCCAGGUGAUCGAGAGCAUCGUCUCCAGGGAGAUGGACCAGAGAUAUCUGCAGUUUGACAUUAAGGCCUUUGUGGAGAACAACCCAGCCAUCCGCUGGUGCCCGGCGGUGCGCUGUGAGCGGGCCGUCCGGCUCUCCCGGCCGGGCCCCGGGGACAGCGACCCCCACAGCUUCCCUCUGCUGCCCUCACCUGCUGUGGACUGUGGCAAGGGACACCUGUUCUGCUGGGAGUGCCUUGGUGAGGCCCAUGAGCCCUGUGACUGUGAGACCUGGAGGAAGUGGCUCCAGAAGGUCACGGAGAUGAGGCCCGAGGAGCUGGCGGGCGUGGGCGAGGCCUAUGAGGACGCUGCUAACUGCUUGUGGCUGUUGACCAACUCCAAGCCCUGUGCCAACUGCAAGUCGCCCAUUCAGAAGAACGAGGGCUGCAACCACAUGCAGUGUGCCAAGUGCAAGUAUGACUUCUGCUGGAUCUGUCUGGAGGAGUGGAAGAAGCACAGCUCUUCGACGGGGGGCUACUACCGCUGCACCCGCUAUGAGGUCAUCCAGCAGCUGGAGGAGCAGUCCAAGGAGAUGACCGGAGAGGCAGAGAAGAAGCACAAGAGUUUCCAGGAGCUGGACCGCUUCAUGCACUACUACACUCGCUUAAGGAACCAUGAGCACAGCUACAAGCUGGAGCAGAAAUUGCUGAAAACCGCCAAAGAGAAGAUGGAGCAGCUGAGCAGAGCAUUCAUUAGCCGUGAGGGGACGCCUCCGGACACGCGCUUCAUCGAGGACGGGGUGAGCGAGCUGCUGAAGACGCGCCGCGUGCUGAAGGUCUCAUACCCUUACGGCUUCUUCCUGACGCCCGGUAGCACGCAGAAGGAGAUCUUUGAGCUCAUGCAGACGGACCUGGAGAUGGUGGUGGAGGACCUGGCCCAGAAGGUGAACCGGCCGUACCUGAGGACACCAUGCCAUAAGAUCAUCAGCGCAGCGCGGCUGGUGCAGCAGAAGAGGCAGGAGUUCCUGGCCUCCGUAGCGCGCGGUGUGGCCCCCAACGACUCCCCCGAGGCCCCCCGCAGGAAUUACCCAGGAGGUUCGUGGGAUUGGGAGUACCUGGGCUUCGCCUCACCGGAGAUGCUGACUCGUCACUCUGUACUGGGAGGAGGGGAUCCAAGAGAGAGGCAGUCCCAGGAGUACGCUGACCUCCAGUACCGACGGCGGCAUCGCCAGCGUCGCCGUGGCGAUAUGCUGAGUCUACACAGUCUGCGGAGCGGCAGCAACACGCCAGAGACGGGCCGGAGGAGCGACAGCUCUGAGGGACUAGAGAGGAGCGAGAGCAGAAGACGAGCCCUGGGCUCCCUGGACGACGAGGACCCCAACAUCCUGCUGGCCAUCCAGCUCUCCCUGCAGGAGUCCCGCAGGGAGAGGAGCCUGGGUCCCCUGGAGGGAGGAGGAGGAGGGGAGGAGGAGGAGGAGGAGCGCCAGGAGCUGGAUGUCAGGAGAAUGGUGAUGGAGGGAGGAGAGGACCUCAGACUGGGUCUCGGUGUUAGCCUGGCAGGCAUGCUAUCCGCCUCCGAAAGCCUAGAGGCUGACGGGGCGCUGGGACCCCCCCGCGGCCCCCCUACCUACCCCACCUCCCGUCUCAGCCUGCUGGAGCUGGGGAACGUGACCGCGCCCUACGGGGGGCCGGCUCAGGGAGCGCCGCCGCCGCCCCUGCAUCACACACGGGACCACUGCGAGCUAGCCCUCGGCCCCAACAUACUGACCGUCCAGCACCUGCUUGACCACAUGGCCGCCGCCGCCGGGCCCUGUGGCGCCGGCCAACGAGAGCAGACUUACCGUCUGGUGGCGGGCGACCACUCUGAACGCACUCCCAGACGCACCGCCCCCAGUGCCCCAGAACGCCUCCCUGCCGCUCGCCCCCCUGCCCAGCUGUGCCUCCCCUCCCCGGGGACGGAGCCGGACCUCCUGGUGUCCCCCGUCAUCCCCCCGGGCGGGGCCUUCACCCCCAGCGACCCCCAGAGCCUGGAGCCCCUGGACCCCGAGGCCGGGGUCCAGCUGCUGGACAACAUCAUGGCCUGGUUCAACCACAACAUCAACCCCCAGAACAGCCCCCACAGCCUGGCCCUCAUCCCCUCGCCCCCCACCACCGAGACCGAGUCCUCCCCAGACUCGCUCACCGAGCCCAGCUCGGAGAGGCUCUCCUCCAGGGGAGCCCCCCCCGCCUGGCAGCCCCUGGAGGGUGAGCCCGAGGCGGGGAGCGAUGGCCUUUGGGUCAGGGCCGGGGGCGGGGGGGGCCUGGAGGCCUUAAGGCCUGAUAGGCUGGAACUGGACCUGGACCUGGACCUGGACCUGGACCUGGACCUGGACCUGGAGUUGGAGAACAGGGAAGCAGGCGUAGAGGGUCAGGGGGCUGUGGAGGGUCAGGGGGGCGUGGAGGGGGUAGAGGGGGCCUGCGAUGGGGACUUGCUGCCCCUGGACGAGACAGGCCCUCUCCCUUGCCCCCCCCUCAGCUGCAAAGACGAUUCUGCUCCCAAAGCUCCCGCUAGCGAGACAGACUCAGAGUUAGACCCCGCCCACUGAAUAGGGGAGGACCAAUCACCUGAGGAAUGGGAGGAGCAAGUCCAUUUAGUGUGAGAUUUUAAAUGGAUCUGAAAAACACCAAGAGAGGAGGGGUUGGGUAGAAAGGAUAUUUGGAGAGGUUAGAGAUUAUCAGAGUGACACUGACAGAGUUAGAUGUGGAAGGAGAUGGGUAGAUGGAAAAAAAUAACAGGAGUUAGUUGUUUUUAACUCAAGUGUUUCAUCUUUUUGUUAUACUGUAUGUUAAUGGAGAAGUUUUUGCGACCACUUUGUUCCUUGUCUGGGGCGCUUUGUCAGGUAACAGCGACGUCUGGAGGAGUGUGAUUCAGGCCGGCUGUAAGUGGAUGCACUUAUGCUUUGACAUCUAAAAAGAAGUGUUUCAAAGUCAAUCCAAGGGUGCACCUUAUGAAAGCUACUGAUAUCAUAGUUGUUUGCUGCUUCUGUCGUUUACGUUUUGAACUAUUUAUUUAAUAUUUUUAUCUGAUUGUUUGUCCUUGUUGUCAAGAGUUGCUCUAAUGGUUCUCCUCGGGCGAUGCCUGGCGCUAAUCAUGCAGGUUACCAUGGUGCCCGCAUCUUGCACCUGCAACUUGGGUAACACCCAUCCACAGCCUCCACCCCCUCUCACCCAUGACUACCACGGUACCACCCCCUUACUACUGCACCCAGCCAGCCUGUACUGACUCCCUGGUUGGCGGGGGUGGUAUUAAAACCUGCUGACGGAGCGUUACGAUACAAUCACCGCUGGGGCCGAUGCCACUAUUUAUUUUACCAGGGAUGUCCAUGGUGACCCGUGUGCCUCCUGAGGGCCGCACUCGGGACUGACCUUCAUCACAGUGUUGUCGGGGAAAAGGCGUUGUUUUAUACCCUGCACUCUACAGCCGACGGUGAAAGAGUUAGACGCACCGGCAACAGACCUUGGACGUCAAAUCGCCGGGCGUCACGGCGAUGGUAUCUAGUUUUCCUUGGAGCUACGCCCGUUGUGAUGAUGUGGUGGGAUCACUGAAGGAAUUAAACUAGCCUCUUUUUUAAUUUAUUUGAUGUUACUUUACCUGUCGGCCAGAGUACAGGAUGAGCUACACAUUGCUCCUAGAGCGGCCAUCACAAUCCAUCUUUCCAGAUCCCUCUGCUAUUUUUCCAUCAGUCAUUAUCGGAAGGAAGUUAUCGGGCAACAUGGCCAACGUUUACAGAGUGACUAAAUUAAAAUAAUUAUUGGACACUUGCACUGUUUGAAUCCAAACACUUUAAUUUAGAAGGAUUUCAAAUAUGAAUUGAAAAAGGGGCUUUUAUUUUGUAUAUGUAUCUACUCCUUGACUGACAGCCAGUACAGUGUGCUAUUGAUGAAUCUAUCAACAUGAGAGGCUUUGAUUGUUUUUUGAUAUUAUUCUUAAGCUCACCAUUCCAGUUUUAUACCCCAAUGCAGAAUAAUUUUCCUUUCCUAUGAUAUCACUCUGUUCAGUCUGUGUGCCUUUUUAGUUCUAUUUAAUAUAUCUUUAAUUUAUUUUUGUUUAGACGCUGCAUUAUCUUUAUACAGAGCUCUUGAGAUAUAGGAAUUGUGGCUUUUACGAUAACCGACAUAACACCUCUCUGGUGCGACUGUUGCCAUAUGUGGGAAAGGGGUUCAAGUUACUGGUGAAUGACCAGAUAUCCCUUUGUGCCCUUCGAAGUCUGGUAGACCAGAGGCAAAUGCCACAAAGCAAAAUCCACUUGCUAGCCAGCCUCUCUCGUCAAAAACACAUUCUUAACUUAAAGUAAUUCAAUAACGUAUAACUCAGAGGAUACUUUAUUCAAUCUUUCAUCCUCUGGCUGGAUUUACGCUCUCCUGUUCUGAGUUCAUUCUAAGUUCAUGUUUUUAUAUAAUGGUCUUGCUGUGUGAAGUUUCCUCUGAGUCUUUAGUUUUCCUACUGCCUGUAUCUUAAGGUAUACUACUCAACUGUACUGUUUACAAAUGGUCAAAGUUGAACACUGCCUUUAGUUGUCGAUAGGUGCUUUGAAAAACAGACUGUGUUGAUGAUAUUGGUUUGACUGUGUUGCCAAACAGAUGUGAAAUAAAUAUUAGCGACACACUACCCAGGAAUAAAUUGGGUUUUGAACGCUAGUUAUUGAAAAGUAGUGGAACUAUUGGUGUUUUAUGAAUCAAUCAUAUAUGCCUCCACUUAGUUAAGCUUUUGGUUUUAAGCUCCAUCAACCAAAAUACUGCUGCAUUGUUCUCACCUUGUUAAAAGUGAAUGGUGGCUUCAGGUAUAUCUGAGUGAAGGUGACAGUAUUUAAAUCAUCUCAAUGAGAAACCUUUUUCUUAAGGUGAGUAUUGUUUGGACAUGGAGACGCUGUACCUAGCGUGUCACUCGGUUAUAAUGCCUGAAGCUCUGCCAAAAUGAGUUCUGACUAGGACUAGAAUUGCUUUCAUGACAUUGGAACUGACUUAAGGCUAUUAUAUAAUUUGUAACUGUUUCAUCAAUAGUUUCCUUCAUCCUUGAUUUGAAUAAUCUAAUCUCAAUUUUAGUAUUGUCAAGGAAUCCUUCCUCAUCCAUGCUCUACCAACGACUGUACACACCAGUGUUUAUUGAACUUCCACAGAUUGUACCUACAUUCCCAAUCAAUCAAGAAGACCAGAGCCAAUAUUUGAUCUGUGCCCAGUAGGUCUACUGUUAAAGAAAGUUUCAGUGCAAAGAUUACUCUCAAUAAAAGAGAUCAAAAUAAUUGAAUGAUUUAAUUCCAUAACUGACUUUUACUGUCUACUGCCUAAACAAAUACAUUUUAACCCUUGAUUCUAGAUGCUCUACUGAGUUAGCGUGAACCAUAAAGGCCCUUUGG